AUGAAACAAAAACGGGAGGAAAUGGCCAAGGGGAAUUUCACGGCAGUGACGGAGUUCAUUCUCCUUGGUUUCACAGAUCGUCAGGAGAUCAAGACCAUUCUCUUUGUGCUCUUCCUGGCCAUCUAUCUGGCCACCUUGGUGGGGAACUUCGGCAUCAUCACAUUAAUCUGGAUCAGUCCCUCUCUGCACAGUCCAAUGUACUUUUUCCUAAACAACCUGGCCUUCCUGGACCUCAGUUAUUCCUCCACCAUUACUCCCAAGAUGCUGGCCAACUUCAUAGCAGAGAGGAAGAGCAUAUCAUUUGCAGGAUGCAUUGUGCAAAUGUAUCUGUUUGCUGCCUUUGCCGAUGCAGAAUGCCUCCUGCUGGCUGCCAUGGCGUACGACCGCUACAUGGCCAUUUGUAACCCACUACUCUAUCCACUUUUCAUGUCACGCAAAGUGUGCAUAUGUCUGGUAGUUGGCUCCUAUCUCACAGGCAGCAUGACCUCACUGGUGCACACUUGUCUUACCUUCCGUCUCUCCUUCUGCGGUUCCAACGUCAUCAACCAUUUCUUCUGUGACAUCCCUCCUCUGUUGGCCCUCUCCUGCUCCAACACCCACUUCAAUGAAAUCCUACUCUUUGCCCUGUGUGGAUUCAUCCAAAUGAGCACAUUUGUGCUCAUCAUCAUCUCUUAUGCCUGCAUCCUUUGCACCAUCUUGAGGAUCCCCUCAACCGAUGGCCGCCACAAAGCCUUUUCCACAUGCACCUCCCAUUUGACAGCUGUUGCCCUUUUCUAUGGCACCCUCUUAUUUAUGUAUCUACGUCCUAGUUCCAGCUAUGCCAUGGACACAGACAAAAUAAUCUCAGUGUUUUACACAGUUGUGUUUCCCAUGGUGAACCCCUUGAUCUACUGCCUGAGGAACAAAGAGGUGAAGGACGCCUUGAAGAGAACAUUGGAGAGAAAUGCGUGCUGCUGUUAG
Molecule: messenger RNA, 960 nt
Organism: Podarcis raffonei (Aeolian wall lizard)
Lineage: Eukaryota; Metazoa; Chordata; Lepidosauria; Squamata; Lacertidae
Product: olfactory receptor 5AS1-like
Exons: 1
Coding region: 1-960 (319 amino acids)
Biological process (GO): G protein-coupled receptor signaling pathway; sensory perception of smell
Cellular component (GO): membrane
Molecular function (GO): olfactory receptor activity; odorant binding; G protein-coupled receptor activity
Source: RefSeq, a predicted model, not a curated record